Medicago truncatula (barrel medic) is the source of this 2916-nucleotide messenger RNA. Its product is annotated as DEAD-box ATP-dependent RNA helicase 32. The record is from RefSeq and is a predicted model, not a curated record. Gene Ontology annotation, molecular function: ATP binding; nucleic acid binding. The coding region runs from base 252 to 2492 and encodes 746 amino acids. The transcript is spliced from 8 exons. Lineage: Eukaryota; Viridiplantae; Streptophyta; Magnoliopsida; Fabales; Fabaceae.
GUUACAAUGCAUAUAUAUACAAAAAGGAGGGAGCAUAGUAACUAAACAUAUGCCAGCAACUAGCUUAUUAAAACUUAAACUAUGGUUGUUUGAGCUGCAAGUUAUCUGUAUUGAUAGCAUGCUUCUCUUCUUCCUUUGUACUCUGUGAUAACAAACACUGCCGCAAACUAAACCUAAACGACGCCGUUGUGUUCAUCUUCUACCUUCAGAUCCUUCUUCACUACUCUCUCUCUCUCUCUCUCUCUCAAGCAAUGAGAAAACCCAAAUCAAAGGAGUUUCGUAAGAAACAACGCUUCUCAGAAGAACUAGACGAAAUCAACCUCUUGAAUUCAUGGAUUCAAUCUCAAAAACCAGAAUCCGGUUCAAACCCAAUGUCUCUUCCACCUCUCCCCAACAACUCCCCCGUCGGCCGCCUCGCCGACGGCACGUUCUCUCGCUACGCCGGCGUGGCCCGGUUUGAACAGUUACCGAUAUCGAAGAAUAUCAAAAAGGCAUUGAUAUCGAAGAAAACCCAAGACGAAUUACGUUCGAAAUUCGUUUCCAUGACUGACAUUCAACGAGCUUCUCUUCCCCAUGCGCUUUGUGGUCGUGAUGUUCUUGGUGCCGCCAAAACUGGUUCUGGAAAAACACUUGCUUUCAUUAUUCCUGUGUUGGAGAAAUUGUAUAGAAAGAGAUGGGGACCGGAAGAUGGGGUUGGGAGCAUAAUCAUAUCACCUACAUGGGAAUUAGCUGGUCAGAUUUUUGCCGUGUUGAAGGCUAUUGGGUGUAUCCAUGGUUUUAGUGCUGGCCUCCUCAUUGGUGGUCGUCAGGGUGUUGCCACAGAGAAAGAAUGUGUCAACAAGCUAAAUGUAUUGAUCUGCACACCCGGUCGCCUUCUACAACACAUGGAUGAAACUCCCAAUUUUGAUUGUUCAAAGAUGCAGGUUUUGGUACUAGAUGAGGCUGACCGUAUUCUUGAUAGUGGAUUCAAGAAGGAACUAAAUGCAAUCAUCUCACAAUUACCAAAGCGUAGACAAACCAUGCUUUUCUCGGCAACUCAAACAAAGUCGGUUCAAGAUCUUGCAAGACUAAGUUUGAAGGACCCCGAGUAUAUAAGUGUGCACGAAGAGUCUGUGACUGCAACUCCUACUCUUUUGAAGCAAAAGGUGAUGAUCGUUCCCCUGGAUCAAAAGUUAGAUAUGCUAUGGAAUUUCAUAAAGACACAUCUAAAGUCAAAAACACUUGUCUUUCUAUCAAGCUGUAAACAGGUAAAAUUUGUGUUUGAGGCAUUUAAGAAACUUCACCCUGGCAUACCGUUGAAGUGCCUUCAUGGGAGGAUGAAACAGGAAAAAAGAAUGGCAAUAUAUUCCGAGUUCUGUGAGAAGUGCUCAAUUCUCUUCGCAACUGAUGUGGCUGCAAGAGGCCUUGAUUUUAAUAGGGCAGUCGACUGGGUUGUUCAGGUAGAUUGUCCCGAGAAUGUAGCAUCUUACAUACAUCGAGUUGGUCGUACUGCUCGCUAUAAAUCUCUUGGAAAGUCAGUUUUAUAUCUAUUGCCUUCAGAAACUAAGAUGCUUGAAAAGUUAGAAGCAGGAAAGGUUCCAGUUCAUUAUCCUCCGAAGCCAAGGAAAGAACUGCUGCAACCGGUGUCCAGUUUGCUUGCAUCUUUACUGGUCAAGUACCCAGAACUUCAGCAGCAGGCCCAAAGGGCAUUUGUCACAUACUUGAGAUCCAUCCACCUCCAAAAAGAUAAAGAAAUCUUUGACGUUUUGAAACUUCCUAUUGAUGAGUAUUCAGCAUCAUUAGGUCUGCCAAUGACCCCCAAAAUCCGUUUUCUAAAACAGAAAAUUAAAUCUAAAGCUGUGGCAACAAAAUCAAUUUUAGUUGAACCUGAGGUUCCAAAAAAGGAAAAUGUCUUGGAAGGUUCAAGAGAAAAGAUAGACACAGUUGUUUUCAAAGAUGAGGAAAUUGAAAACGAUCUUCUUCAUGUGGCUGAUACCUCAAAUGAAGGCGAUGGGAAGUCAGCUGAAAUUGGAGAGUUAAUGCCAGCAACUCGUUUAUUAAAGAAAAAAAAGCUCAAGAUUAACAUGCAUAGACCACUGGGGAGUCGGGUUGUAUUCGACGAUGAAGGCAACACACUUCCUCCACUAGCCAGGAUUGCUGACCCACAAAGUGGCAAUGGAACAUUGAUUGAUCCAGAACAAAAAGCUGAAUACUAUAAAAGGAUGCGAGAGGAUUUGAAGAAGGCAGACAAGGAAGACAAACUUGUAGAGCGUCAGCGACUUAGGGAUAAAAAAUUUAAGCAGAAAAUGAAAUGGAAGGCUGGUAAUGAGGAAGAAGAGGACAACCAAGAUAACACCUCUGGGUCAGGAGACAAAACGGUAAAUAGACGUCAUAAAAAGAGUAAAAUAUACUUUGAUAGUGACAAUGAUGAGGGUGAAAGAAAAGAAGCUUCAAGGAAACAAACGGAAGAUCAAGAAGAGUUGGCUUUGAGGUUGUUACAAUCCAUGCACUGAUGCAAGCAUAGGAUACACAAUACAUAUGACGUUUAAUCACAGCAAAAAAUGUGAGAAAUGGAGGAAAGUUUGAACUUAUUGCAGAAGUUUAAUGAACAAUAGCCAUUCAAUGGUAAGCAAAUUAUAGCAUGUUUAACCAUUAGAUUUAUUAUUAAAAAAGUCAGUGGCCUAGAUGAGUUACUACCGGCUACUUUUGGCUGGUUACAAUUUUGAUUUUUACAGUUGAGUUUUGGUUGAGGAUCUGUUGAUGAAUGUAACUGGGACCACGAUGAUGGAUUUCUGUGAAAAUUUGUACUUGGGUCUAGUUCAAAAGUACCUACUAUUUUGGCUUCAGAUUGAUCCUUAAUGUCAAAAGCACUUCUAUUUGGUGUGAAGAACAAGGACACCAUUUUGAACAAUAUUAAUUAUUCAUUCCCUUAUUCGA